Molecule: messenger RNA, 726 nt
Organism: Aethalodelphis obliquidens (Pacific white-sided dolphin)
Lineage: Eukaryota; Metazoa; Chordata; Mammalia; Artiodactyla; Delphinidae
Product: melanoma-associated antigen B4-like
Biological process (GO): negative regulation of transcription by RNA polymerase II
Cellular component (GO): nucleus
Source: RefSeq, a predicted model, not a curated record
AUGAAGGCAGGGAUGUUGAUGCAAUUCAUACUGCAGAAAUAAAAAGAACCCAUCAUGAAGGUAGACAUGCUGAAGGUUGUCAACAAAAUGUACAGGGAACAAUUCCCUGAGAUCCUAAGGAGAGCCACUGAGCACAUGGAACUGGUCUGCGGCCUUGACUUGAAGGAAGUCAAGCCGGGUGGUGAUUCCUAUGCCCUUGUCAGCAAGCUAGAUCUCACCGAUGAUGGGCAUCGGAGCAGUGGCGGGCGGUUUCGGAAGAAUGGGCCCCUGAUGCCUCUCCUCGGUGUGAUCUUCUUGCAUGGCGACCGCGCCUCUGAGGAGGAGAUCUGGGAAUUCCUGAAUGUUUUGGGUGUUUUUGAUGGAAGGAGGCACUUCAUCUUGGUGGAGCCCAGGAAGCUUAUCACAGAAGAUUUGGUGCGAAAAUACCUGGUGUAUCAUCAGAUGCGCGACAGCGCAAGAGCCCAAGCUGAAACCAGCAAGAUGAAAGUCCUGGAGUUUUUGGCCAAGGUCGAUGAUAGGGUCCCCAGUGCCUUCCCAUCCUGGUAUGAAGAGGCUUUGAGAGAUGAGGGAGAGAGAGCCCGAGCCAGGGCUGCAGCCAGGGCUGGCACUACUGCCAUGGCCAGUGCACAUUCCAGGGCCACAUCCAGUCGCUCCUGUCACCCCUAGUGAGGUAGAGGCCGAUUCUUCACUUUGUGGUUGGUAAAGCCUGUUAACCAGUGUUCCUGA